Messenger RNA from Ailuropoda melanoleuca (giant panda), 788 nucleotides. It is a transcript of the gene ISG15, whose product is annotated as ISG15 ubiquitin like modifier. Gene Ontology annotation, molecular function: polyubiquitin modification-dependent protein binding. The record is from RefSeq and is a predicted model, not a curated record. Bases 16 to 729 code for a protein of 237 amino acids. Lineage: Eukaryota; Metazoa; Chordata; Mammalia; Carnivora; Ursidae. Gene Ontology annotation, biological process: ubiquitin-dependent protein catabolic process. The transcript is spliced from 3 exons. Gene Ontology annotation, cellular component: cytosol.
UUAGUUCACGUUAUUAUGACUUCUGUGCAUCCAGUAAAGAACCUGAAGUGCUGGACAUCCAGGGGGUUUCUGGGGCAGGGUGUUGUCCUGAGUCCCCGGGCAGCUCACAUUCAUAAAAGGGCCGAGCGGGAGAGGAGCUGGAAGCCGAGAGGAGCUGGAAGCCCAGAGGCAGCCAACGCGUCUGUGCUCAUGGAGGAGCUGGUGCCAGAGCCCACAGCCAUGGCGGGGAACCUGAAGGUGAAGAUGCUGGGGGGCGAGGAGUUCCUGGUGCCUCUGAGGCACUCCAUGCUGCCGCUGGAGCUGAAGCAGCAGAUAGCCCAGAAAACUGGCGUGCCUGCAUUCCAGCAGCGCCUGGCUACCCACCCUGCUGGCCAAGUGCUGAAGGAUGGGGUCCCCCUCGUCAGCCAGGGCCUGUGCCCUGGCAGUACGGUCCUGCUGGUGGUGCAGAGCUGUGAUGACCCCCUGAGCAUCCUGGUGAGGAACGACAAGGGUCGCAGCACCGCCUACGAGGUCCGGCUGACGCAGACCGUGGCUGAGCUCAAGCGUCAGGUGUGCCAGCAGGAGCACGCGCAGGCUGACCUGUUCUGGCUGAGUUUCGAGGGGAAGCCCAUGGAGGACCAGCACCGCCUCGGGGAGUACGGACUCACACCCCAGUGCACCGUGUUCAUGAAUUUACGCCUGCGGGGGGGUAGGGGUAGGGAGUGGGCAGGACCCGGAGGGCAGCGCUGAGAGCCACCUGCCCAAAUCUCUGACCGAGCGCCGGUAAUAAAAGUUGAUGCAAAAUUAAA